GACAGUAUUUCAUUAUGUGGCGUGCAAUAAUCUUUAUACAAUAGUCGAAAAUCUAGUAGGUGGAGACACGUCUGCGGGGUACCUGCGGGAUAAUAAGUAUAAGAGAACAGCUCUUCAUGUAGCAGCAUAUAAAGGAAACGUCCGUGUGAUGGAGAAACUUUUGCAAUAUUAUCCAUCUUGUUGGGAUAUGGUGGAUAAAAAUGGUCAAAAUAUAAUGCACAUCGCGGUGGAGCAAAACAGGAAAGAGGGGUGAUUAGAUAUAUUUUGUCGCAAGGUUGUAAAGCAUAUCGUAACCUACUAAUGCAGAGGGACAAAGAUGGAAAUACGCCGCUCCACCUGAUCACCAAGUUGGGUUGUUAUGUCCAGGAACUGAUGGAUGAAAGAACGAUUGAUUGGGAAGUACUGAAUGGUGAAAAUGGCACUCCCCUGGAUCACCUAAUGCAUUGGGGAAAAGAGACUGCUCCUCUAACAGAUCAGGCCAUGCUUAGAAGAACACUUGUUGACGCCAAUGUUAAAAAGCACUGGCACUUCUUGCAAGCACUUGAAGAGGGAUAUAUACAAAAUGAGGAGGAUACUAAAGAAGUCGAACUGUAUAAAAGAUGGAUCAGCAUUCAUAUGGUAGUGGCUGCACUCAUCACCACUGUAGCCUUGACAGCCGGUUUUGCCAUGCCAGGCGGCUUUGAUGGGAAUCAAGGGAAGGCCCAAGGAUCCGCGGUCCUUUUAAGAAAGACAAGUUUCGAGGGGUUUAUAGUAACAGAUACAAUAGCUCUGAUAUGUUCAAUGUCUUCAUUAUUCCUCUACUUCAUGACAACAAUGUAUGAAGAUGUUGGGAGAGUAAGAAAAUUGUUCUUCAUAUCUGUGCUGCUCAACACUGCUUCGAUCAUCACAAUAACAGUGGCUUUCAUAACCGGGACAUACUCUGUACUGGAUCACUCAUCAGCCCUUGCGAUUAGUAUUAUUGUUAUCUCUUGCUCAUUCCUAGGCAUUGCCUUUCUGGUAUUCGUUAGCAUGUUAAUUACUGUAAUUAGGAUUCUUGCCGCAGACAUUAGUGUUUUUGCGGUCUUGAAGUAUCUAAAGUAAUCUGUCUUUCUAGGAAACUUGAGAAGUAGCAGCAUGAAGCAGAUUCUGUACUGAGAACCUACUUCUUUACUCAA
Molecule: messenger RNA, 1154 nt
Organism: Daucus carota subsp. sativus
Lineage: Eukaryota; Viridiplantae; Streptophyta; Magnoliopsida; Apiales; Apiaceae
Product: protein ACCELERATED CELL DEATH 6-like
Exons: 2
Coding region: 301-1080 (259 amino acids)
Cellular component (GO): plasma membrane
Source: RefSeq, a predicted model, not a curated record